AUGACCGGCCACCUUACCCGGUGCCAUGGCAGUGCUGCGCCACCGUCAUUUUGCCUUGUCACCAGCAGCGUCGCCAACAGCAGCUGCCACCAGCAGCAACAGAGGAGAAACCGAAAGAGAAACAACAGUUUUUGGGGGAGACAAAGGAGAGAAAGCGAAAGCAUACAGGGGGAAGAGAAGAACAGAGACUGGGCGUCACUGCACAGAGAAGAAGAAGGACCAUUCCUCACCCCCGGGCUGGGCACCACCGCUGUGCUUUCUCUCCACCGUGACCUUCGGCCACCACCAUCCAGCACCGCCAUUCCGCCACCAUCAACGCUGCCAACGCCAGCAGAACCAGAGAGGGAGAAGAGGAACAGAACAGAACCGAGAGAAAGAAAACCAGGGGAAGAGAAGAACCACAGCGGGAAGAAGAAGAACCACCGCAGCAGCCUAGAACCCGCAGAGCCCUCCGCGAACCACCACCGGUCCUUUCUUCACCCCGACCUUGAGCCACCGUCAACGAAAAAGGAAGAAGAGACCUUGUUGACAGAGGGAACAAAAAACAGAGGAAGAAAACAGCACAGCGAAGCAGAGGAGAGAAGAAGAAAGACCGCCGCCUCAGCCACCGUGUGCCACCACCGCUGCCCUUCACGGCGGCCAGAUCACCGCCAUCGCAGACAACCAGGACCAACAAUUAGAAAACGCGACCAAACCUUAGAUUUUGAUCAGACAAAUAAAACAAUGCAGUUUACCUUAGAAAAAAAAAGAAAAGAUUUGAAAACUCUGUUGCAUAACGACACAAAGGUCACUCGCCAAUCUACAGGUGAUGCACGGAUGACCCAUAACAAGACAUGCAUGCUCCCACUUGAUAGAAACUUGCAUAUUUGCAGGGCUGAGGCUGCAGCUGCAGCUGAUGGACAGCCUUUGUUUGGUGAAGAAACUGAUAAACCAAAGUUUUUGGGUAUUGAGCUUGCGACUUUCAAAAAAAUUAUCCCACUUGGGUUAAUGUUCUUUUGUAUUCUUUUUAACUACACAAUCCUUAGAGACACUAAGGACGUGUUGGUUGUGACGGCCAAAGAAGCAUUUGCUGAUAAACUUCUCAAUGUACUUGGCCCAAGGUUUCUUGGUCCUCUUGCAAUUAUGAGGAUUUGGACUUUUUGUUUGUUCUAUGUCAUGGCUGAAUUGUGGGGGAGUGUGGUGGUAUCAGUGCUGUUCUGGGGAUUUGCUAAUCAGAUCACUACUGUAGAUGAAGCAAAACGGUUUUACCCUCUUUUUGGACUCGGGGCGAAUGUUGCUCUGAUUUUCUCAGGCCGAACAGUGAAGUACUUUUCAAAUUUGAGGAAAAACUUGGGUCCUGGUGUUGAUGGCUGGGCCGUCUCCCUCAAAGGAAUGAUGAGCAUUGUGGUGCUGAUGGGGCUUGCAAUAUGUUUGUGUUACUGGUGGGUGAAUACUUUUGUUCCUCUACCAACCCGCAGUUUGAAGAAGAAGGAAAAGCCGAAGAUGAGCACAAUGGAGAGCUUGAAGUUCCUUGUGUCUUCUAGAUAUAUUAGAGAUCUUGCAACUUUGGUGGUUGCAUAUGGUAUUAGCAUCAACCUUGUUGAGGUUACCUGGAAAUCAAAGCUAAAGGCGCAGUUUCCCAGCCCGAAUGAGUACUCUGCCUUUAUGGGUGACUUUUCAACAGCAACGGGAAUAGCAACUUUCUCGAUGAUGCUUCUAAGUCAAUUUAUAUUUGACAAAUAUGGAUGGGGAGUUGCAGCCAAAAUCACACCCACAGUCCUGCUUCUAACAGGAGUCGGUUUCUUCUCUCUGAUCUUGUUUGGCGGUCCUCUUGCACCCACCCUCACACAGUUUGGGAUGACUCCUCUUCUUGCUGCUGUAUACGUGGGUGCUAUGCAAAACAUUUUCAGCAAGAGUGCAAAAUACAGUUUGUUUGAUCCAUGCAAAGAAAUGGCCUAUAUUCCGUUGGAUGAGGACACCAAGGUUAAAGGGAAGGCAGCCAUUGAUGUUGUCUGCAAUCCUUUGGGGAAGUCUGGAGGAGCUCUCAUUCAACAGUUUAUGAUCUUAACCUUUGGGUCGCUUGCCAAUUCAACUCCUUACCUCGGAGGAAUACUUCUGGUAAUCGUGUUUGCAUGGUUAGGUGCAGCCAAGUCUCUUGAUACCCAGUUUACUGCUCUGCGCCAGGAAGAAGAGCUCGAGAAGGAGAUGGAAAGGGCGGCAGUGAAGAUCCCUGUAGUGUCUCAAGAAGGUGGGAACGGCGCUCUUUCAAGUGGCACUGCACUCAAUCCAACAACAGGUGACCCAUCCAGCAGUUCAUCUGAACCCUCAUCUCCCCGUAACAUCUAGUAUAUGUCUUCCAUUCUCUGCCGAGGCAUUCUGGAAGAAUAAGGCGAACUCAAUGAGAAAGCGCUUGUAGGUGAAUUGAUUUGUUGUAGGAAUUUAUUUUUAGAAGAAGAACAAUCGAUAAAGGGUAGCAUGCAUCUUGCUGUUCUUUAAGUCAACUUUCUCCUUGACAACAGUGUCCGUCCAGUUUUUUAGUCUCUGUUGCAGAAUUGAAAAUGAAUAAAUAUUUAUAGAAAUCUGUUUUUUCACAAUAA
Populus trichocarpa (black cottonwood) is the source of this 2576-nucleotide messenger RNA. RefSeq names its product plastidic ATP/ADP-transporter. Gene Ontology annotation, molecular function: ATP:ADP antiporter activity. NCBI's taxonomy places the organism in Eukaryota, Viridiplantae, Streptophyta, Magnoliopsida, Malpighiales, Salicaceae. The transcript has 11 exons. The record is from RefSeq and is a predicted model, not a curated record. Gene Ontology annotation, biological process: nucleotide transport. Gene Ontology annotation, cellular component: membrane. Bases 1 to 2325 code for a protein of 774 amino acids.